UUCAGGGUCUGCGUCUCUGUUGGAUUUUUGCAUCAGUGCCUGUUUACGCACUUAGAGUUAUACAUAGUUCAUCAUGAGUCCUGGGAUCCAGAUGUGGACGCUGUGCGUCCUGCUGAGCUGGAUGUGUGUGGUUCCAGCGCUGGGGGAGCUGCAGUACAUGGUAGCAGUUUCUGCCGUUCUUGAAGCUGGAGCUGAAACCAGGUUCUGUGCGAGUCUCCUAAAGCCCAACAUGAACGUAGUCAUGACCGUGACUUUGAGAUCUGAGACAGAAAACACAACCCUUUUCAUGCAGACGUCCAAUGAGGAGUUUCACACCUGCACCCAGUUUAAGGCUCCUUUAGUGCAGAAUCCAGAGGUUCAGAGGUUUGAGGUGGAGGUACGAGGUGAUGGCUUUUAUUCCAAAAGAGUCCAAAAACUUAUGAUCAAAGUCUAUCAACCAAUGACUUUCAUUCAAACAGACAAACCGAUCUAUCUGCCUGGACAAACAGUGCAUUUUCGAGUUGUCUCGCUGGACAUAAGGUUCAGACCUGCCAACCAGCUGUACGAUGCCAUUUACUUGGAGGAUGCCCAACAGAACCGGAUUGGACAGUGGCUGAAUGAAACAUCCAACAGUAAAAUCUUGCAGCUUUCUUACUCCCUGAAUUCUGAGGCUCGUGAGGGAACCUACACAAUCGCAGUGUCAGUCGGUGGAAAUAAAGUGUAUCACUGGUUUAAGGUGGAAAAAUAUGUUUUGCCCAAAUUUGAUGUGAAAAUAAAUUCAGUUGAUGAAGUUUUUAUUAAACAGCAAGAAUUUAAAGUUGAAGUUUGUGCCAAGUACACGUAUGGACAGCCUGUGCCCGGAAGCGUUGAGGUCGUAGCGUGUCGACCUCUCGAGUCGUCUUUCAGAAGUCCUGUUGUUGUUACCCCUGAACAUCCAGAGGGAAUCCCAGCAAUAACUGCUCCGUGCUACAAAGACACACAGCAGCUGAACAGAAAAGGCUGCAACACGUUCACGUUCAGGAUGUCGGCUUUCACGACAGUCGAUAACAUUAUACUGACAGAUGUACUGUCCCUCAGUGCCAAAGUGAAGGAGGAGGGCACAGAUAUUACCCGCCUGAUAGAGAAGAAUGUACAGAUUUCUUAUGUUGUUGGAAAAUUAUCCUUUUUUGAUACACCCACGAUUUUUGAACAAGGAUCAUAUGUGAACGGAAAUGUUAAAGCAAUGAAUCAUAAUAACGAACCCAUUGCUGACAUGACACUGUACCUGUUUGUGAGUGGAAGUCAGCCGACAACCCUGCUACAGAUUCUCACAACUAACAGCGAUGGCGUUGCCUCUUUUUCAUUGAACACGACGAACUAUAGCACGGACAUCGCCCUUCAUGUUGAUGACAAACCAAAAAGGCAUUCGGGUGCCCCUAGAACCCCAUCUUAUGUAGAUGGAGAACACAGGUUGUCUCUGGUGCAGGAUGUUUCUCCGGUCAUUAAAACAUUUAGCUCCCUGGAGGUGAAGAACAAAGAUAAACCACUUCCCUGUGACACAGAGGAGGACGUUUUCAUUCAAUACACUGUGGUAGGAGAGAAAGAGGGAAACGUGGAUGUGAUGUAUCUGGUUUUAUCCAGAGGAGUCAUCAUUAUGCAAGGACAUAAACAAGUUGAGGUGCAGAGUAAACAAGUGAAUGAGGGUGAGGUGUCCUUUAAGAUCAAAGUGUCUCCAGAGAUGGCACCAAUAGUCCAUGUUGUAGCUUACGCCGUUCUCCCCAGUGAGAGAGUGAUCGCCACGACUGCCAGGUUCUCCACAGAGAAAUGCUUCGCUAACAAGGUGUCGUUGGAGUUCUCUCCGUCCUCAGCUGUUCCUGGAGAGGAGACCACCCUGAAGGUGACGUCUGCACCUGAUUCUCUGUGUGGCGUCAGCGCUGUUGACCAGAGUGUCCUCAUUCAGGAGCCAGGGGAGAGUCUGGAUGCAGAUAAGAUAUUCAGCUUGUUGCCUGUCGUGACUGACUUUACUUAUGAAGUUGAGGAAAUAGAACCAGAAUGUCUGCCGUUAAAGAAAAGAAGAUCUGUAUUUAAUCAUAGAUUUAGUGACAACGACGCCUAUCCAGUUUUUAAGCGCGUAGGACUAAAGAUGGCAACUAAUUUGUUGACUCGAACGCCUACAUGCGUCAACUUUAAAGGAUCAAUAUAUCACCAUUCAAAAUAUAGUAUGAUUUCAGAUUUCGACUGUUCACAUGGAGUAUAUGCCCUCCAGACUUAUGAGCCUGCUCCAGGUCAUGGCCCUUUUCCUCCUCAUUAUUCUCUACUUCCAGUAAUCCGCACUUUCUUUCCUGAGACCUGGAUAUGGGACCUGGUGCAUGUGGGAGAGUCUGGACAGAAGGAUGUGUCCCUCACGGUCCCAGACACCAUCACCACCUGGGAGACGGAGGCUUUCUGUUUGUCCCCUCAGGGUUUUGGUUUGGCUCCUCGUAAACAGAUCACGGUCUUCCAGCCCUUCUUCCUGGAGCUCACUCUGCCCUACUCCAUCAUCCGGGGGGAGAACUUUGUGCUGAAGGCGACUGUCUUCAACUACCUCAGCAGCUGCAUCAUGGUCACUGUGACUCCUGCCCCGUCUCCACAUUACACCCUCACUCCUCUCUCUGGUGACCAGUACACGUCCUGUCUGUGUGGCAGCGAGCGUAAAACCCUCAGCUGGACCAUGGACCCGUCCAGUCUAGGGACAGUAAAUGUGUCUGUCAGCGCUGAGGCUGUAGCGUCUCAUGCUACAUGUGACAAUGAGAUAGUGAGCGUUCCAGACAGAGGUCGUAUCGAUGUGGUCACCAAAUCUCUGAUUGUAAAGGCUGAAGGAACUGAGAUAGUGAAGGCCUACAACUGGCUGCUCUGUCCAAAAGGAGAGGCUUUAACAGAGGAAGUAGAACUACAGCUCCCACAGAAUGUGAUUGAUGGAUCUGCUCAAGCUUCAGUGUCUGUUCUAGGCGACAUCCUGGGCCGAGCCCUGCAGAACCUGGAGGGACUCCUGCGGAUGCCGUAUGGAUGUGGGGAGCAGAACAUGGCUCUUCUAGCUCCCAACAUCUACAUCCUCCAGUACCUGAAGAACACACAGCAGCUGAGCCCAGACAUCAACGAGAAGGCGACAAACCUCCUCACCAGUGGCUACCAGAGGCAGCUGAACUACAAACACAGUGAUGGCGCCUUCAGCACAUUUGGAUCAGGAGCAGGAAACACUUGGCUCACGGCGUUUGUGAUGAGGUGUUUUUCUAAAGCUCAGUCCUUCAUCUACAUUGACCCAACAAAGAUUGAAGAGUCUAAGACCUGGCUGAUUAAUAAACAAAAGGCAAACGGCUGCUUUGAACAGUCUGUGCCUCUGUUUAACAACAGAAUGAAGGGUGGAGUCUCUGAUGAAGUGACUCUCAGUGCUUACAUCACUGCUGCCUUCUUGGAGAUGAACACAUCACCUGAUAGUCAGGUGAUAACAAAGAGCCUGUCCUGCCUCAAAGAGUCCAUCAGUGACCUCAGUAACACCUACACUACAGCUCUGCUGGCCUACGUCUUCACUCUGGCAGGAGACAAGGAGACUCGUUCUCUCCUUCUGCAGCACCUGGACAAAGUCGCAUCCAAAGAAGGAGGUUUCCUCUACUGGUCUCAGAGCUCAGAGGAAACUUCAGCCUCUCUGUCUGUGGAGAUCAGCUCCUAUGUGUUACUGGCCAAACUCAGUGCCUCACCUACAGCUGAGGACCUGGGCUACUGCUCCAGUAUCGUUAGGUGGCUGACGGGGCAGCAGAACCAGUAUGGAGGCUUCUCCUCCACCCAGGACACAGUGGUGGCUCUCCAGGCUCUGGCUCUCUACUCCACUCUGGUGUUCAGUCCAACAGGUUCCAGCACAGUGACGGUCCAGUCUCCCAGUGGCCAGCUGACAUUUGAUGUGAACCAGAACAACAAGCUGCUCUACCAGGAGAAGACGCUGCAGGACACAACAGGAAAGUACAGCCUGGAGGUGAAGGGCACCGCAUGCGCUUCCCUGCAGAUUUCUCAUCACUACAACAUCCCAACUCCUGCUGAUGCCACCAGUUUCAGUUUAGAAGUCACACCAGAGGCCAAUUGUACUAAAACUCACAAAGCUAUACUCACUCUUAAGCUGAGAUAUCAAUAUAGAGGAAAGGGGAACUACACCAACAUGGUGAUCCUGGAUAUUAAAAAUCUCUCUGGGUUUUUCCCAGACCCAAAGUCUCUGUAUAACAUUAAACAACAAGUGUUUCUGGAUCGCAUUGAAGAAGAGGAGGAUCAUAUUCUGGUUUAUGUUGCACUGGUAUCAAAGAAGUUCCCAAUGGAGCACACCUUGGACCUCGUUCAGGAGGUAGCAGUCCACAACCUGAAACCAGCUGUAGUCAAAAUCUAUGAUUACUACCAACCAAGUGCCCAUGCAGAGACAGAAUACAUCUACCCCUGUGCUGCAGGUGUCGGUCUACAAUAAGACAAACAUGGUUACUGUAAUAGGACAAAUAUUAAAACUGUUAAACCCAACAAGAAGAAAUUUUAUUCUCUUCAUUAUGACUAUUUCUUUUCUGCUUGACAGAUGAUGUGUGUAAUUUAAAACCAUGAUAUUAAAGUUG
This is a messenger RNA of Betta splendens (Siamese fighting fish), 4580 nucleotides long. RefSeq names its product alpha-2-macroglobulin-like. The transcript has 35 exons. Gene Ontology annotation, cellular component: extracellular region. The record is from RefSeq and is a predicted model, not a curated record. Gene Ontology annotation, molecular function: endopeptidase inhibitor activity. Lineage: Eukaryota; Metazoa; Chordata; Actinopteri; Anabantiformes; Osphronemidae. The coding region runs from base 74 to 4441 and encodes 1455 amino acids.